Molecule: messenger RNA, 1946 nt
Organism: Leptopilina heterotoma
Lineage: Eukaryota; Metazoa; Arthropoda; Insecta; Hymenoptera; Figitidae
Product: FAST kinase domain-containing protein 4
Exons: 10
Coding region: 222-1886 (554 amino acids)
Biological process (GO): regulation of mitochondrial mRNA stability
Source: RefSeq, a predicted model, not a curated record
ACAUUUCCCUUUUCGUCAAAAUUCGUCUGCUCAAUUAUUGCAUACACGAUGCAUUUGAAAAUUUUUUUGUGUUCCGAAUUUCGUUUAUUUAUUUGAAAUCAAUUAAUGGCCGAUAAGUAUUUGUUGAUAUUUGAUUAAUGAAUGUGUCAACUUGUCGGUGAAUUGUUAAACUUGUCAGGAAAAACUAACGGUUAGGUUAUAAAGAAAGUAGUAUAAAGACAAUGUUGCAAUUUAGUGGGAUUUUUAUUAAUUUAUCAGUUAGACAUAAUACCAGAUUGCCUUUGUGGUGUGCAACUCAAACAGUGACAGCUUACUCAACAAUUUCUAACCCCCAAGUGGAACAACUUGACGAGAAAUCAAAAAUAUCGUCCGAUGAAAAUAAGAAGAAAAUUCCUUCCGAAACGAAUAAGAGGAAAACAUUUGAAAAGAAAAAUGUGAAAAUAUCCGAUUUAAAUGUAUCGAAAUAUUUUACGAAAAUUGAAGAAAAUGAAGUUGAAAAAUUAUUAUCAACAGUUAAUAUGUCAUCAUUAAAUUCGGAAUUUUCGUUAAAAAUAAUAUCACAACUUUCAAUACUUGUGAAAUCGGGUAAAGCAAAAGUUGCCGAUUUUGAAUCAGAUACAAGGUAUAAAAGUUUAUGUCAAUAUUUAUUUGUUAAUUCAUCGCAAGAAGUGAAAAAUUCUGACAUACAAGUGAAAACGCAAAACUUUCGUAAUAAAAAUUUAGGAUUUUUAUUCGACAUUAAUGAAAUACAUAACAUGAUUGAAAAACCAGAUCUUUCAAUUCAAGAAUCCGUACAGAUUCUGACAAAAUUGGGUCUCUUCAAAUCGAGAAUUAUGCCAGUUUUGCAAGCACUAACAGAACGGAUAGUUAAUAGUAAUGAAUCAAUGCAUAUUAAAUGUGCAUCGGAUAUUUUGUAUAAUAUGUCUAUUUUAAAUUUUUAUGAUGAGGCUUUGAUGAAAAAAAUUCUUCCAACUUUAAUUGAUAAAAUACCGAAAAUAAGGGGACAAAAUUCAGCAGUUAUUGGUUCGAUUUUAAAGUCAAUUGGAUUAUUGAGGUAUAGAAACGAAGAACUUUUAAUGACACUAACAAGGUGGAUAUUGAAGAAUCAUACAGGAAUAAAGCCACAAUAUAUUUGUUCCUUUCUUGUAACUUUAGCAGUCGUUGGCUUUACACCAACCAGAAAUCUACAAGAAUUUCAGGCGUUUACGAGUCAACUUACGGAAAUUGAAAUGGCAGGAGCGUCUGAAUGGUUGGAUGUUGUUUGGGCAUUGGUUGUUUUAAAUCAAGCUCAAGAGGCUCAAGUAAUGUCAGUAUUGAAUCCUGAAUUUCUUGGAAAAUUAGCAGUUGUGACGACAAUUACGGAAUCAAAGAAGAGGAAAAUUUUAAAUAUUAAUGCUUGCGCGAAAUUGUUAUUUAAAAAAAACGAAGAUCAACUUUUAAAUUCGAAUUCAUUAAUAUAUGAAGUAACUUUAGAAAAGAAUCGUGAUCAACAGGAAUUUGUUAAACGCAUCGUAACAGCAUUGUUUGCAUUUUUACCUUCCGCUGGUUGUUUAAAAAUGGACGUUAAUACAAAUCUGGGAUUUUCCAUAGAUGCUGAAUUAUAUGUCGAUAAAAAUAGUAAACCGAUACUUAUUUCUCAAAUUGGAUCGACGGAGAAAAAAUCACUAAAAUUGGCUGUACAAUCAUUGACUUACUAUGAUUAUUGUCGAGGCGAUGAAAAAGUUAUAGGACAAAUACAAUUUCAAAAUUCACUUUUGAAUUUAUUGGGCUAUCACGUUAUUCCAAUUUCUUAUAGAAAUUUUGCAUUCGAUCAAAAAGUAUUGAAUCAUGUAAAAUAUUUGAGAACACUAAUUAAUGAUGCUGUAAAAACGAAUUUCCCUAAUUGAAAAUUAUUUAAAAAGAUUAAUUAUACAAUAAAAAGAUCACCUGUAAAUUGUUUAUAAUAA